Messenger RNA from Benincasa hispida (wax gourd), 1764 nucleotides. RefSeq names its product Rhomboid-related intramembrane serine protease family protein. Gene Ontology annotation, molecular function: serine-type endopeptidase activity. NCBI's taxonomy places the organism in Eukaryota, Viridiplantae, Streptophyta, Magnoliopsida, Cucurbitales, Cucurbitaceae. Gene Ontology annotation, cellular component: membrane. The record is from RefSeq and is a predicted model, not a curated record.
GUCCCAUGCAAUUAGUGGAAGCCUUCUCAACUCCAAAACCCCUCUUCUCAGGUAUUUAAUUACCCUCUAAAUCUUCCCUUUUAUUUGAUAAUUAGCUCAAACAGGUUCAAACCAUAUAUGGCUGUUGUUCCCACCAUUUUCCAAAUACGAAACUUUAACGACUCGAUCAAUCCGACCCAAAUAAUUUCGAAGCCGAAUUAUAAGAGAGCAAGCAUUUGCAAAUGCGACGUCGUUUCAAAGAAUAAUUUACCAAUUUUUGAGUACUCCAAAAAUCGUCAUUGGGAGAUACAAAAUAACGAUUCAUCAGUCAUUACAAUUGCGGCAAGAGCAACGAAGUCGAGAAGAAGGUUGAAGGCGAUGUUCUUGCAGCAUGUGAGAUGCAGUAGUGGUUUGGAUUUUGAGUCACAAGUAUUGAAAAAAUUAAGCCAGGUUUGGGAGUGUAGUACUAAUGAGAAACAAUUGAGAUCAUUGGGUUCUUAUUUUGGAAGGCUUCAAGGUGUUGGGAAUAAGAAAAAUUUAGAUUCUUUAAACAAGAGAAAAGUGCUUGAUACAGGUCAGUUCAAAGCAAAGAAGGAGCUUGAAUUGCUUGAUGCUUAUUUUCAAAAAGUUGAUGAAGCACAUACAGACUUGCAGAACCAUCAUCUGUCUAGUUUUGAUGAACUACAAGAAGACAAAUUGGUGUUCACAUCAUCCCCUUUCGAAGAUCGCAAUAAAGACGACAACGAGAUGCACAUACGACACGUGAAACUGAACGGUAUGAUCCACAGAAGCAUGCCAAAAACAGCUCAACUACAAGAAGAAGAUGUUUGUGAUCUCUAUUUGAUAAGUGCUCUGGUUUCUAUAAAUAUAGCAGUUUUGUUGUUUGAAAUAGCAAGUCCAGUAAAAAACUCAGAGCUGCAACUCUUUUCACUUCCUUCUCUAUAUGGAGCAAAGAUAAAUGAGCUGAUCCUAGUAGGAGAAUGGUGGAGGCUUGUGACACCUAUGUUUCUGCAUUCAGGAGUUCUUCAUGUUGCUCUGAGUUGUUGGACACUUGUUACAUUUGGCCGCCAAGUCUGUAGAGAAUAUGGUCCCUUUACAUUUUUCUUGAUCUAUGUCCUAGGAGGCGUUUCUGGCAAUCUCACAAGCUUUCUUCAUACUCCCGAUCCAACUGUCGGCGGGACGGGGCCUGUGUUUGCCAUGAUUGGAGCUUGGCUUAGUUACCAAUUCCAAGACAAAGAUGUGGUGACAAAGGAUGUCUCAGACAACAUGUUUUUGAAAGCAAUAAUUGCAGCAGUCAUAAGUUCCAUUUUAAGCAAUAUUGGUCCCAUUGAUGAAUGGAGUCAUACAGGAGCAGCUUUUAGUGGGAUGUUAUAUGGGUUUCUAACUUCCCCAAUUGUGGAGGUGAAUGAUGCUGCUUCUUCUUCUUCAUCUUCAUCAUCAAGGAAAGGCCAACACAAGGGAAUCAAGCUUGUGAGGAAGUAUGCUCAUCCUUGCAAAUCAUUGGCUGUUUUUGCUCUAUUUAUCAUGGGAUUCACAAGUUUGGUGUUCUUUAUUCAACCUCCUUAGCUUCCACCACAUUGAGCUUUUUUGAGUUCAAGUUUAGAUUUGGUUUCAGAGCAAAAUUCUACUCAUAUAUUGUCAAAUAUAUUAAGCUUAGAGUGUGGCUUUGGCUUGCAAGGGCAUCAUGUACAGUCAAAAUAAUUAUGCCUCUAAUUAAGUUUAAACUUGAGUUUUGUCUCACUUUUAAUUAUUACACUCUCUCAAGUUUAAAUCCUAUUUCUGUUA